CGGCUUGUGGCUCGACAUUUUAAACGGACUGUUGAAAAACGGCGACGUGAGUCAGUUGCUUGGCGAAUUCGAAAAAAAUGGCUCAAAACGUGAAUCCCAGUUACUCACAGACUUCCAAUGUGCCAAAGAAUAACGAGGACUUCAUUGCGACGUCCAAAGACAGUCACGCCGUGUCCAAAAGACUCCAAAAAGAGCUGAUGAUUCUGAUGAUGGGUGCUGAAAAAGGAAUAUCUGCCUUUCCUGAGAGUGACAAUUUAUUUAAGUGGAUUGGAACGAUUCAAGGACCAAUUGGAACAGUCUACGAAGGUCUCACUUACAAGUUGUCUCUCGAAUUCGCCAAUAGCUACCCAUAUCAAGCGCCGGUUGUGAAGUUCGUCACAAAGUGUUUCCAUCCCAACGUUGAUACUGUUGGAAAUAUCUGCCUUGACAUCCUAAAAGACAAGUGGUCUGCGCUCUACGAUGUCCGAACCAUACUGUUAUCCAUUCAGUCUCUGUUAGGAGAGCCCAACAAUGACAGUCCUCUCAAUUUGACUGCUGCCGACAUGUGGAGUAAUCAAGAAACAUACAAAACUCACCUCCAUAAACAGUACAAAGAGGAAAACAAAUAGACAAGUGCGUAUGCGUAAAGGAAUGAGUGAUAGAACCAAAGCUAUUUAUUUAAUAACUGACGGAAUGAAAAUUAUUGCAGGAGAAUUCGCUUGUCUCAAACGUGGAACUGACUUUUUAGUGCUGUAAAUACAUCUCAAUUUUCAUUUUAAGUAUUACCUUCUGUUCUCUCUCGUGUUCAACUAAGAAUGUCCGUGUUGACGACUCAAUCAAACUGAAAAAAUAUUUAUGUAUUAGGAGACAAUAGUUAUUUUUGUACAAUUAAUUUCGUAAGUGUGUCUUUCCUCAAGAAACUCAUUAUCCCACUGUUAUUUUUCAUUUUCCAAGAUUGAUACUUCUGCAAAUGUUUUUCUAUGAAAAAUAUAAAAAUAUCAACAAAUUCUCACAAGGUGGUUUUAAU
This is a messenger RNA of Neocloeon triangulifer, 1006 nucleotides long. It is a transcript of the gene vih, whose product is annotated as ubiquitin-conjugating enzyme E2 C. NCBI's taxonomy places the organism in Eukaryota, Metazoa, Arthropoda, Insecta, Ephemeroptera, Baetidae. The transcript is spliced from 6 exons. The record is from RefSeq and is a predicted model, not a curated record. The coding region runs from base 78 to 608 and encodes 176 amino acids.